Effrenium voratum is the source of this 5628-nucleotide messenger RNA. The record is from the annotation of a GenBank genome assembly. NCBI's taxonomy places the organism in Eukaryota, Dinophyceae, Suessiales, Symbiodiniaceae.
CAUGUGUAUUGACGGAAUGUCCGGUUGCGUGGCCUCGGAGAUGAGCAGCCUGGGCACGGGCGAUGCUUUGCAAGGACGUCCCUGAAGACACCAGGGCGCCGUUGCCCGAGGAUGAGAUGUCCAUCACGCCUGCAGGCCCUUCGGAGGGGUCUGGUGGUGCACUUGACGGCAUCGCUGCUGUCCCUCGUCUUCUUGCUGAUUGCCGGUGGCCAGGAGGACACUGUGGUGCGCUGUGACCUUCUGGGAUUAUGCAUAGGCCUCGGGCUGUUCGUGGCGUUCCUCGCCUACAGCCUGGGUGUGGCAACUUAUCGUCCCGCUGACGCGUCCGGCGCGGUUUGGGCGGCCUUCAGGUGCAUGCUUGCCGGCUGCACCUCUACCUUCAUGUUCCUGGGCCUCACCAGCUGCGCCCCACUGGUUCUGCUGCAGUUGCUCACCCUCCUCGCUGCGAGCUGCUGCGCGUAUGGCGUGGAGAAGGGCCUUCUUGGCGGCUGGAAGGAUUCCGCGGGGGUUUGGCGGCGUCUUUUUGGCUGCGCAGCUGGGGGCGUGACCUUAUGGAUCCUGGCAUACUGCGUCCUCUUGCUGCACAAGGAGCGCGACGGACGCGUUGCGUGGCUUUCUGCUGCUCUGAGCCGAGAGGAACACCUGGUGCUCUUCAGCUUUGGGGGUUUCGUCCUCAGCGCCGGGCUCUGGUUCCUGGCGCGGCUGCUGCCAUUGGAGCUAGGUGAGGCGAAGACGUCUGGAGAUGGCAUGAGCCAAUGCCCUACCAAGGAGGAGCCGAAGCCAGAGAUGGAGGUCGAAACUCAGGAGCUGGAGCAGAUCCCAGAGGCCACUGAGACAGAGGAGGCAACAGUAGAGGUGGUGGCCAUCCCCAGCGAGCCAGAAGCGGCCCCCAGCGAGGAUCUGGAGAAGCCCAUGCCAACGCCGGCUGCAGGCGCCAUGCCGUUUCCCUUCCCACGGGGACCAUCGAGGCCGCGCCGCGGGGAGGCGUGGGGCUCCCCGAAGCGCUCGGUGACCAACAGCAGUCUCACCUCGGUGCCAGAAGCUGACGAAGCUUGCGAAGACGCAGGGCCAGGACGCGAGCGCGAAGAACCCCAGGCGCCCUUGCGCCUGAACGUCACCUCCUUCCUUGCGGGCCUACCGCCUGCCGCGGUUCAGGUGCAAGAGGAGCUCCCUCUGGAGCCGGAGCCAGCUUCCGCCACGCAGACCUUGGAAGAGGUCGCCCCUUCGGGCGCGGAGCUUGCGGCGCCCGCCGCGGCGGCGCCAGCCGCGCCACAUCCGCGACGAUCUGCCGGGCGGUGGCAAAGAUGCCUAUGCAGCCGCGGACGGGGGAAAGCCGCCCUGCGCCGCGCGCUGCUGUCCCUGGCGGCCCACCUCACCGCCGGCCUGGCGCUGCUGUUGGCAGGCUACAUUUUAGUCGUUGCUCUGGCGCUGCUGUCUGCCAAGCUCCUCUUUGGACUCGCCAGGAUGGAGCCACGUCCCUUGGAGCCGUUGACGGUGGAGGCUCAGAGACCGCCCUCGGUAACCACAUCUCCAUCCAACUCGCCCUUGGCGAAGGUCUCGGAAUCUUACGCAGCUUCUUGGGGUUUCUUUCCCAGCCCAGAACGCAGCGAGGAUGCGCAAAAGCUUGGCAUGAUGCCCGCAGUGCCAGAGGAGGAUGCCGAGCCAAAGUCAGAGGGAGUCGACCUGUGGCAACUCGGAGUGCCUGAGCCAAAAGCUCAACCCGCAGGCGAAGCUGAUGCGCAAGGAGUCGACGCUUUGCGGUGCCUUGCUCGCCCCGAUGGCCGGCCAGCUGGGCGGCGCAGCGGGCGCCCGGAAGGGGAGGUGCCUGGCGAGCCUUUGCCUGCCGAGCCUCCAGAGACUGGCAAGGGGCUGGAGAGGCCCGCAGGCGCCAGCACUGGACCUGAAGGCCUUGCGCGGUCCCAAAGUCGGACCCGCGAGUCGGAGCACUUCCCACACUGCCCCUCGCCCGGGGCGUCGCCCUCCAUCAACGCGCUGCUCUCGGAGGAGUCCUCAACCACUGGAGGCUCGCUGGGGGCAUUCGGCAAUGCGCGGAGAAACCGGCGCCGCGGUUUCCAGCCCUUGGCCCUGCUCGGGCCGCCGGUGAUUUUUGUGAUCGUCCUUUGCCACGCAGCCUUGCUCUUCUUUAUCUUUGUUUUCGACUUGGUGUUUAUUGAGAAGUAUACCACCUCCAGCCUUUCUCGCCGGGUCAUCCUGGCGGCGGAGAACGCCACCUGUGCGAACAGCCACCGCCUGCCUCCGCGGGCCUUCUUCCGGCGCCCGGGCGACUGCGCCCGCGCGCUCGCCAGGUCGACGGCUUUCGAAGCCUUCUCCCUGGGCCCUGCAGAUGCGACUGGUCUGCGGGGCUGCUAUCCGCAAGAUGGCCCCCGAGACCAGGACCUGUCCGACCUCAGCUCCUUCUGCCCGUGGAUGCGGAACCCUGGGUUCGACUUCUUUGUGCUGGACACGCGCCGUCCCUGUGGCAUCUUGGGGCGCGGAACGUCCCUCUCGCCCGACGCUGUGGCGUUUGCCCAUGGCAUCUCUGAUGACCUCGCGGCGGUGUUUGCACCAUGCAGCUUUUGUGGCGGCUUGCAAGCCAUGGUGGAUUUGGCGCGGUUUUUGCUCCAUGCAGAUGUCGCCUUGGAGCAGUUCCUCUUGAAGCUGCGCAGCCUGCACCGCCUGCUCAGCGCAUCGGCGGCUCUGGGGGCGGUGUCUGCAGCUCUGCUGCUGGCGCUCUUUGACGUCUACACCUUGCUGGCCCUGGGCCGGGAGGGACUGCUGCUCCGCCGCAGCGGCCUGCUGCGCUUCGCCGCCUGCGCCACCGCGGGGCAGGCGCUGGAGCAAGUCGUGAUUCUCCUGCUGCACUGCGUGCUGAUGGCGGGGCUUUCUUUCCAACUAGAACUGGCCAACGAUCUCUGGCCCCAGUUGCACUGCGCAAAGCGGACGGAGCCUUUAGAGGGCCACGCCUGGCACGUGCCGUUGCGCUGGACUGGCUCGGUGCUGGUGUGCUUCGCUGCCGCCAUCUCUAUCCUCUUCGCGGUGGUCUUGAUGGGCGGCUUCGCCUACCGCUUGCCGUCCGCUUGGCUGCCGGCACGUUGGGCGGUGCCGUUGAUCUACAACCUGAAGCUUGCACGCUUCGCUGGCUCGAGGCAGACGCUGGCAGUCCUCGAAACACCGGGCAGGCUGAUGCUGUGCCCCUGGCUGGGGCUCUUGGCCUCGCUGGGCUUUUGGCACCGCUCCACCUGCCGGGCCUUUCAGGUGGUGAGGCGCCAAGAGUGGUAUUUGCCAGCGAUUUUCAGCGCCGACGGCUCCGUCUUUCCUGCCGACUGCGUCGGCUGGAACGCUGUGGCCAGCGCAACCGUGCAGAGUUUAUCCGUGGCCUGGCUGCUGCUACCCUACGGGGCCCUCAUUGCACGGGCCUGCCUGUACCUCAACGAGCGCAUAAUUUUUGCCUUCGGGGACGACGGCGGCGGCUCGGCGGACGAGCCGGACCAGCUUCUGCGACAUGUCAAAGAGGACACGGGCCUGGCAUUGCACGCGCUGCGCUGGGCGGCGGCGGUGGGACACCUCGUGACGAUAUUGCUGCUCGCGUCGGUGGAUUUUCUGGACUUGCCCCACCAGCCCCGGGAAGCUUUGAUUCGGAACCUGGUCCUGACAGGCGCGGUGCUGAGUUUGCUGCGGGCGGUGCUGGCCACGGCCUCGAACCUGCGGAGCUUCCUGCAGCGCCGGGCGCUGGUGACAGCCUGCAGCCAGCUAGUGCAGGACUCCUUGUGCUUGCGGGUGGUGCAGAGCAACACCUGGAACCAGCUGAAGACCCACCCGAGGUCCCGCAGUGAGGAGCAGGCAGAUGCCCUGGGCAUCCGACCUCCAGGCCACUUUGGCAAGAAGUAUCGCCAGGGAUGCCCUCGGGUCUCCGCAAGGACUUUACCCAUCGGUCGAGAGGAUGACUGCCUGCCUGGCCUCAGCGACGCGGAGCGGGAGCGCGUGGUCAUGGCCUGCAGGGAUCUGCUCCAGCUGGAGUGGGUGAAGAAGGGCCAACUGCCCGCAGCGCUGGCCGCGAAGCUCCGCGCCGCCCGCACCGCGCGGUCCUUCCGCGCGGAGGCUCUGCGGCGAGGCCGCGGCCUGGACAACGCUGCUCUGCUGCUGCUUCUCAGGGAGGUAGCGGAGGAGGACAUCUGCGAACAGUUGUGCUCCGCAGAGGCGAAGAGCGUGGUGUGCGAGCACCUGCGCCAGCACUGCACGCUGCAAGCCGGGAAGCUGCAGCUCUGGCUGCAGGCGCAAGCCAAGAGCCAGACGGCGCGCUGGGCGGCCGCCUUGGUGAACUCAGGCGCCAUAGGGGAUUUGCUCGAGGACAUGGGGGAGGCGUUCGUGAGGAAGAAGAGCUCAGAGGAGCAGGCGGCGGCGAGUCGCGAGCACAACGGAGCGUGCAACGCCGGGGGCCCAUGUUGCCGUGAGCCGGUGCCAUACUUGGAUGUUCGGGUUCUGAGAACCUUUCUGGCGCAUGCGGUCACCCUGAGGGACUCCGAGGAUGCCGAGGAGCUGUGUACUGAGCGAACCUGGCAGCUCAAGCCUUCGGACCCUCGGACCUUCGGACCUCUUGCCAUGGCCUUCGCGGUGCUUGCGGCGCUGCUGUUUUUCACGGCGGACGCCUACUUCAGCGCCCACCAGCCCGCGCUCGAGGCGAGCUUCACGCUGCAGAGCGACCGCAGCUGGCACUUGGGCGGCUUUUGCGUCGGCCGAGCGGCGGAGGGCGAGGUGGCAUCCUCUAUCGAGGCCUUGGUGGAGUGGCGCGGCGCGCGGUCUUUGGCUUCCAUGGGCCCGGUCUACUUCGUGGCCUUCGACGGGCGGGAGGACAAGUGGCACUUGGCCCGCCAGAACUGGGACCAGAGCUCCUGCGAGGAGAAGCUGCAGUACGCCACCACGCAUGCCAAGCUGGGGCAGACCCAGGACGCGAGCCACGGCUACAAGGUUCGCAUCUUCCAAACCACCGAGAUCCGCGACUGGCACUUUGCCUUGCUCAGCUGUGGCGAGGUAGAGGAGGCCACCAUCGAGCUGACCCUGGAGGCUGUGCAUGGCACGCUCUCCGUCUUUCAGGCCGACACAAACUUCGACAUCAGCAGCUGCCCCAGUAUGCAGCGCAGCUGGUGGCAGGAAGCUGUCCAGGACGUUGGCUUCUGGGGCGUCCUCGUGCUCGCAGCCCUCACCGGAAGUUGCAGUUCGUUGCUCCUGGCGUCCUGCAAGAAGAAGCAAUUGAAGAAGAUGCCGAGCGACUCGGAGUUGGUGAUCGGCAGGCCCUGCGCUCAUCCUCAGGGAGAGGUGGCAGAGGGUCAGCCGAAGGCUGCGAAAGUGGAGGUCUGAAGUGAGUCCACUAGGCCCCCCAGUAGUGCCCUUUUAAACCUUGUUGGGGGAGGGUUCCCUUACACAACAAAAGGGUACCCUAAUUCUAACCUCUCUACUGGAGGACCUUGUCCAAGUUGGCCAUUUGGGCUGUUCCUUAAAGGAAAAGCCCGGCAAUCAGCCGUCCCUGGGCGCCAUGCGCCUGCACGCCACUUGUUCUCAACCGCGCGUUUCUGCGCGGUUGAUGCCCUGAGGUCAGCCAUUUGGGGAAUGUUUGUUGGUUUCUGUGCCGAU